UACAAACAACAAAGAAAGCACCAUUUGAGCAACACUGCAUCCUGCUGUGGUCAGAGUCGUUGGUCCUCUUUUUGGUUCCUUAGCAUGCAACGCUGUGAGGCAUUCAGAAAGAGAACUGGCAUUUGAAGGCAUCACCUUGUGGAAGAGAGUGCUGAUAAUAUAUCAUCUUUGUAAAUUUUCUUUACCUGCCAUCAAAGGACUUAUAAUGCCAUCAGUCGGUCCCGCCUUCUUGAUCCUGGGUUUGGUUGUGGCUUCUGCUGUAGCAAAUCAAACAACAGAUAGUAACGUGAACAAAGAAAACCUCAGCAAUAAUUCCAGCAAUGUAACGCACCCUGUCACCAUCACCACUACCAGUAUCACUAAUACUGCUACCACCAACAUCACCAGCUCCAACGACACAGGCAUCUUCCCCGAUAACUUUGCUAUCACCGAUGACACGAACAUCACUGAUGUCAGCAGCACCACAAAUCCCUCGACCACAAGGCAGGAAGAUUCAGAUGAUGAAUCGUCGAAUGGUGGCGAAGGCGUCUCCCAGAAUGCCACAGUGUCCGUGACCACACCCGCACCCUUUACUUCACCUAAAAGCAAAACUGCCACUAGCACAACUGACAGGAACAAACACACCACCACCUCCCCUGCCCGCCGAGGAUCAGGUGACACCAUUGGCAUUAGCAUCUUAGUUGUGAUCAUCGCCGUAGCUGUUGUAUUUGUAAUUGCUUGCUGCUUUCUACGGAAGAGGAGAGAAAGGCGCUACUCUGUCGACCUCACUUCCAGACCAGAUGAAGCCAACAUCCCUCUUAGCACCGUGGAGCCUGAGCUGCAUAUAGACAGUGUUUCUCAGAACGGUCUGCAAACUUUUGAAAAUACAGCAACCACUAAAAAAGAGUCACAAGAACCAGAGGCAAAACCAGAAGUGCAGGAGGAGCAGAAAGGUGAGGCUGAUAAAUCUGUUGUUGAUCCCAGCGCUGAGUCUGCAGCUCCACACAGCUCUGAGUACAAACCCAAACAGGUUGACGCUGAACAGAGUCUUCCUGCGCCUGUGGAGCUGAGCAUGGAGGAGAAAACUGAUGACGAAGGCAUCGUCUCCAACAAGACCUCAGUGGAAUCGCUGAAGGAGAAAAACGAGAGCAGCAACAACAAAGCUGGCUUGACAGGAGACUGAAGACUCGUCAGGUGAAGUGACCACAGUGGAAACUGUGAAAAAUAUUUGCUCUCCUGUCGGAAGGUAAUUUGUUGUAACACAGCAGCUUUUUCAAAACUAAAUGUCGGGCUGAGCUCAGCUUUUUAUACAUUUUACUCAUCACUGAAUUUUAAUCAAAAGUGUUUUGAAAACAAGAUUUACUGGAUUUAUAGACUAAAUGUUAAUUGGUUUGGUACAAUUUUGCUUUAAUAUAAAAGUUUUUUUUUAAUUAUUAUUAUGAGUCACCUUAUUGAUGGUGAUUUAAGUGUACAUACAUGAACAUUGUUAUAUUUCAGUGUAAGUAUAAAUACAAGCAUUAGCAGUCAGUAUGCACUGCCAUUUCCCUAUCGUAGCUUUAAAUAUACAGUAGGCUUGUAACCUUUUAGUCUAAAACUGCUCUUUACACAUUAUUUAAAGUUCAUGGCAAAACAUUACAAGGGCUUUUUCAUGAGUAUUUUUGGUACAUAUUUGUAAAAUAUGAUAUGAUAUAUAAAUAAGCAAGAUAGUAUAGGUUUGCCAGAUUUAAAUCACUGUUCUUGUAUCUGUUUAAGAAGCAAUGUUUUUAUUAUAGAUGCUGCAUUUUGCUUUUUCAUUUUAUCAGUAGUAUUAAAGUGUCUGUUAUGCUAAGAAAGUGCUAUGAUGUGAAUGUCA
Molecule: messenger RNA, 1831 nt
Organism: Monopterus albus (swamp eel)
Lineage: Eukaryota; Metazoa; Chordata; Actinopteri; Synbranchiformes; Synbranchidae
Exons: 10
Coding region: 206-1162 (318 amino acids)
Source: RefSeq, a predicted model, not a curated record